Messenger RNA from Polypterus senegalus (gray bichir), 1275 nucleotides. Its product is annotated as centrosomal protein of 112 kDa-like. The transcript has 5 exons. The record is from RefSeq and is a predicted model, not a curated record. The coding region runs from base 802 to 1077 and encodes 91 amino acids. NCBI's taxonomy places the organism in Eukaryota, Metazoa, Chordata, Cladistia, Polypteriformes, Polypteridae.
GCUAAUUAGCAGUAGGACGUGCGUGUCAUUUACAUUUAUGAUAUGUCGCAGACUUCUGCUCUCUUAACUUUCUUUAAGAUGUUCUCUCUGAUCUCAUUUCUUUUUUUAUUUUUUUAUCUAUAUACGUACUGAGGCACAUCUUUCUGUAUGUAGACACACCUGAUCAUAUAAGUGCAUUUGCCAUUUCCUUGUGUGCAGCAAGUCUGCUUGCACCUGUCUGUCAUUUUAUCUCCAAAUAAAGGUCACUGUUGAUAAAAAUCACUGCAGUCAUUUCCUGUCACAUGAAGACAUUGUGUUGAGCCAUGUCCUUUGUGUUAAUUUGUCCUGAUACUUUGAUGCUAAAAAGAUGGCAAGAAGACAGAGAGGAUACUGGGUACUUCAUGCACAGCACUUGUAGCAUAUUUGUGACCAGCAGGACAGUGUGGAUGUUAGGAAGUGGCAAGGACAGGUUUCCUCUGUUGAGGGCUUUCCUGUAGAAAAAAAUGCGCUUGUGCAUCUGCAUACAGGAAGUGUGUUUUAAAACGUAGUGAUGUGAAAGGAGUCCGGGGCAGAUCUACUGUCUGGUGUUCUCGGUUCGCACACAGGUUUUCAUCAGAUGCCACCCUGCUCAGUGUUACGAUCGAGACUCUGGAUGCCCCCACCUCCCCUGGGUUGAGCGAGCGAGCGAGCGAUAUUUCACAUGCAGAAACCACCAAGGGGGAAACCCACUCCUGCACUCCCUCUCUUGCUGAAACACUAUGAAGUACCUGUGCCAAGAUCACCAAAAGAGGACCAGUGCUCAUUGAAACGAUUGAUGUCUGCAUGGCAAGACCGAAAGUGAACCAGCAAGAGAAAAUUGAAAACCUUCACAGUGACCUGCGCUCUAUGGAGAAGCGGCUUCAGUGCAUGGAGCUGGAGACCCGAGAACAGAUCACUCAAAUUCAGCAGGAGUGUGAAACGAAAAUCCGAGGUUUGAUGCCUGCCGAAAUAAGAAAAGAGCUGGAAGACACAAUCACCUCCCUCAAAUCGCAGGUGAACUUCCUCCAGAAGAGGGCAUUAGUUUUACAACAGGAGCUGGAUUCCUACCACAGCAGGUGAGCCAAGCCAACAGACCCCACACCCUGGAGUUGCCGGACUGUAAUGAAGACGUGGAUGGUUUGUGUAACGCACUCGUUUUUCCAUCAGUUGCCACAAAUCUCAUCACUGCUGCUCAUGUCAUUCCUGCAUGUCUUUUUUUUAUGCUUAUGUAUUUUUUACAUUUUUAUUACUUUUUUAAUUAAACGUGUCACUUUUUUA